AUGCUGGUCAUCAAGCCUCCACCAAGCCGAAUCAACACCCGAGAAAGAUUAUCAUGGAUGCGAACAUUGACAGAGAUGCAGGAGCAACUCCGUCGGAGUCUCAUCUACAUCACGAUGCAGAAAGCAAAGAUUCAUCAAAAUCGGCCGAUGAGUGGAAGCAAGUUGGAAAUAGACAUUUUUGUCAACAAGACUACCUACUUGCGAUCCAAUCGUUGGUCAAUCCUCAACUUCAUGGUCACUGCAGAGACUAACUUGAGCGAUAGAUAUUCACAGGCCUUGGAUUCGUCUCCAGCAAAGAAAGAGGAACAAACAAUCAAACUCAAUCGCUCGCUUGCCCAUAUCCAGCUUGGCUUAUUUGAUGCAGCCCUGGAAGAUCUGGGAGAUAUACCUAAAGCGCACAAGCUGUAUGAAAAGGCUCUGUACCGGAAGGCACUGGCCCUCUAUUCCCUUUCUCGGUACCAGGAAACAUGGAAUGUUCUCGCCUUAUGCUGCAAUGAAUACUCCAACAACGAGGCUGCAAAGGCUUUGCUUAUUCGAACCAUUGCCAGAGUCAAGGAAUUGACUUCGGGUAAAUAUGCAUUUGCUAAAAUGCAGCUACAAGUCUCUAAGUCUCUGAGAGCACCUUCCGACCAUGCAACCCACGUGGGUGCCAUUGCUAUGCGUUCCACGAAAUGUUGGGGCCGUGGCCUGUUUACCACCAAAGAAAUAAAAGUCGGCGACCUACUAUUUUGCGAGAGAGCAUUUGAAUACCUGUGUCUACAUGCCGAUGAGAUCAAGAAGACACGCCCACCCACGAAUUCGGCAAUAAUCAGCGCAGAAAGGGAGCUUAGUUCUCGAAUUUUCCAAAAGGUGUCCCAGAACCCGUCCUUGACACCAUCGAUUAUCAACCUACAUCCCGGCAUAGAAAGCCCAACACGAGUCGUUGAUCGCAUUAAUCAUUCUACCAUGGAUAGAUCUCUCGCACAGAGGAUUACAUUUCUGAACUGCUUUGGUUCACCUUUAUCCGCUCAAAACUGCCAUAAAAAUCAAAUCCCAGGGCAUUUUCUUUGUUGGGAGCUAGAAUCGUGCGGAUUGUGGCCUACAGCAUCAUUACUCAAUCACUCCUGCUACCCCAAUGCAUGGCGUAGUUUCAUUGGAGAUAUGAUGAUCCUACGAGCAAUCAGAGAUAUUCCGAGGCAUACCGAGCUUACCGUGUUUUAUGUACAGCCAGUUGAUGAUUGCAGAACAAAAGAUCGAGACUUCCAGCACUGGGGGUUUGCCUGCAGUUGCAUCAUAUGCCAAGACAUUCGGGAUACGAAGAAGACCACCAUUAAGGAAAGGAAACUCUUGAAGGAUUCACUGUGGUGGUACUUGAACACAUCAAGAGUCCCAGAUGGAGAGAGAGUCAAGAGAGAGAUAGGGAAGCUUGAAAGGACAUACCUGAAGCCAAGUUCUAAAGUCCCACGACUCAGUAUUUGGAGAUUUCAUCUGGCUCUUACAGAGAUAUAUGUUCUGCAGGCUAAGCCUAUCAAAGUCAUUAGCUCGGCUCUUAGCUGCCUUGAAUCACUGGGUUAUGUCAUUCUUGGUGGAAGGCUGCCUCUGGUACCAGGUACGCCGAUCAUUGUCAAAGAGUGGGGCUUGCUCUAUGACAAUCUUGUUCGUUGUUGGAUGGUUCUGUCUUAUGCAUAUAAUGCAGUUGCCCCAGAUCUAGAACUUCAGGCAAGGAAAUAUGCGAAACUGACGUACAAAAUCUGUGUUGGCGAGGAUGAGACAUUCGAGGAGACUUAUGGGAAUGGAGGUGCCCAAUCCGAAGCUCAAGCUCAUAUGAAAGUCAGUGUGUCUUAG
Penicillium macrosclerotiorum is the source of this 1824-nucleotide messenger RNA. RefSeq names its product TPR domain protein. NCBI's taxonomy places the organism in Eukaryota, Fungi, Ascomycota, Eurotiomycetes, Eurotiales, Aspergillaceae. The record is from RefSeq and is a predicted model, not a curated record. Bases 1 to 1824 code for a protein of 607 amino acids. Gene Ontology annotation, molecular function: protein binding. The transcript is spliced from 2 exons.